This is a messenger RNA of Colletotrichum truncatum, 480 nucleotides long. The record is from RefSeq and is a predicted model, not a curated record. NCBI's taxonomy places the organism in Eukaryota, Fungi, Ascomycota, Sordariomycetes, Glomerellales, Glomerellaceae.
AUGCGGCCUUUGGGGGGUGGUGAGGAAAAAGAUGGGACGGGGCGGCCGGGCAGCCAGUUGCUGUGGAGGAAUGGGACGCCAGAAAAGUGGAGACUGACCACCUCAGCACCUUACAACCUCACACAGUCGGAACCUCGCUGGCCAACACUGGAACGCGCACCACUGAGAGAGCUGGCCGAAAAGUGGGGUCUAGAUCCCGAUGCUGGUCUAGCGUCACGGGGUGCCGGAAGACCCCGGGGAAACGCCGGAGAAGUCCCCGGGAUGUCCCAGCAAGCCCCGGAGAACAUGUUACAGUCUUUGUCUACGGGAACCGGCAUGUCUCUUGAGACGCUCUACUCCGGCGUGCCUCGCCAAACUCUUCACCUUGAGGGUCUGGAUGCUCCGCCCCGGCACCGUCUUGAUGACCUCAUGGCCCGUCUCUCGGCCCGCCCCAUGCACCCGGCUUCCGUCCGCCUCCGACUGGCACUUCCCGGCGCAUAG